Molecule: messenger RNA, 5975 nt
Organism: Zingiber officinale
Lineage: Eukaryota; Viridiplantae; Streptophyta; Magnoliopsida; Zingiberales; Zingiberaceae
Product: probable protein phosphatase 2C 4
Exons: 5
Coding region: 3896-5863 (655 amino acids)
Biological process (GO): protein dephosphorylation
Molecular function (GO): protein serine/threonine phosphatase activity
Source: RefSeq, a predicted model, not a curated record
GCGUCUGGACGGGAUCUCAAAUCAAAGCCGCCGGCCGGAGCUCGACUCGAGCUUCUACGUACUCUAAUUAAAUCACCCGGAUGAUUUACCCUUGCGGUUGCAGUAAAUGACGAAGUGAGGAUUGUCCCCUCUACAGCGCUCGCUUUGCGUCGCGGCGUCGACGAAGGCGAAUCGUCGAAUGGAAGCGUCCCCCCGACAGUUUUGAUCCAUGGGUUUCCGAUCGAGGAAGGAGGACGGCUUCGGUGGAUCUAAUGAGGGGCGAUUCGGAGACACCGGAGAGGCGGCGGAGGCGGCAGUGCAGGUGUAGGAUCUGAAGCCGGUGAACUCCCAGCAGAGCAUCACAUGGAGAGGCUUGGCUAAGCUCCUUCGCCCAACUCAAGGAGUUGAUCUGCAACCGCAGGUGUCAGGUGUGUGUUGUUCCCCUAUUCUCGUCUGUUUUCUGUGGUAUAAGAUUAGAAAUUUCGUUGGUUGAACUUGUAAUUCUGGUAAAAAUUCAGUGAAACCGGAUUAGAAUUUUUCAUAUUUGGUUCCUUUUACCUGUAGCACGAAUCAAAUAUUUAUCAACUUUGUUUCCAAUGUCAAUUACACUGAAUGUUCAUUCUGAAAAGCAUUCAAUUAGGCAGGAUUAGGAUCUACGCGGUGGAUUUUGAGUAUUUUAGCCAGAGGUGCAUUUAUUGUUGCUGCAUACUAGUUCUAAUGAGAUUAAAUUUGUGAAUUUAGAUUAAAAUAAAAUAUGUGUUUACCUGUAGCAAUUGCUUAGUGUUUAUUCUCAAAUCUUAAGUUUUUUGCUCGGAUUAUUCAAGCAGAAAUUGCAUUUUAAGGUAUUUAGAUGAAGAGGAUAAAAUAGAUUGAUAGUUACAUAUAGAUUUUGCUUAACAAUUGCAAGGAAAUGCAUUCAAGUACUUAACUGAAUUUUUUUCAGCCAAAUUAAUGAUUUCUAUCUGGUGGAGUAUGAUUCAUGUUUUGUAGCUUUAAUAUUUCUGUGCUUCUACAAUUCAGAAUUAUAAAACUGUCAUUAUCGGUUCCUAGCUCGGAUCAAAAACGCUAAGGCUUGCAUUGAACCUAGACAUCAACCUAUGAAAACCUAUGAACAUGAUUCUUAAAGCUCUUCAACUAGUUGGAGCAAGUCAUCCUUGCUUUCAACCUCGAACUCCUUGUCUGUGGUAGCAAUGUCAUUUGGAAAACUAGGGAGAGACGAUAGGAAGGUGAAGGUGGAUUCAUCAGAGAGGAAUGUAGAGGUUAACUAGCAGGGUUUGUGGACGGUAUGAGUUCACAAUAGGAUGAAGACACUCGUGGGAGAGGACCAAAUGGGUGGAGACGAAGUCUUUCUUCAAAAGCUCUUAAUUAGAUAACCAUGUUAUUGUAUUUUGUCAUUUCUUGAAUGAUGAUAUUCAAUAUGAAACUAAUCCAAAACAUCGGUGCCUUGACCCGGUUAAUAACCACGACCUACAUAGUUAAGGAAUAAAUAAAGCUACCAAGAACAAGUGGCUUAAUUCAGUCACUUAUUUCUCAUAUGAAUCACGUCAUUUGAUUAGAUUAAUUAUCUAAUGAUGAAACAAAGGCACUCUAUUAAUAUUCUUCAAUGUGUGUUUACUGAAUUAUACUAACUACCGCACCAUAAGUAAAGACCAAUAAGUGAAAGUUACACCUGUUAAAAUAAAAAAGAUAGUGAAAUCUAACCCAAAGUCAAACCUAAUUCAAAAUGUCAAACAUUUAAAUAAGCAAGUAGUAGCAAAAUCUAAAUCUUCUUCUAGAUAGAGUAUUAAAAUAACACAUUAUUUUCUAAAUAAGACUAGCAUGAAGGCCUCUUCGAGUAUAUCUUAAUUUGUUUGCACCAUAAAUUUUCAAGUGGAUUCUUGAACUAAUCUUGAAUACUAUUUGUGUUCAAAACCUCAAAGUUAUACUAAAUUGUAUUGUAUGUGUUUUUAAGUCGUCUCAUAAGUGCUAUCAAAUUAGUUCCCAUGUGUUACUAAAUUGUAUUGUAGUUGUUAUUGAAUUAUAUUAUAUGCGCUGCUAAAUUAUAUUGUAACUGUGUUAUCUAACUAUAUCAUAAUUGCUAUCAAAUUAUAUAUCUCGGUGCUACCCAAUCAAAAUAAGCUAUAAAAACUUUUUUAAUCAACAUUUUUCAUGAGUGAUAUUGCCUAAAUAAGGAAGGAAGACUAAAGAAGAUUUAAUUAACCAUGGUAAGAAAAAUAUGAUAAAAUUUAUUUAAAUAUAGAUACUUCAAUCUAACUUAAAAUCACUUGCACUUGAUUCUAACAAGUAAAAUCACUUGCACUUGAUUCCACUUGUUAGAGUUGCAUACAAUGUGGCAUCAGUAUCAGCUACACUUGCAAUUAAAUUAUGUCAAAGUCAUUAACUUUAUCUCAAUUUAAUUUUAAUCAACGUUUUUCAUGAGUUAUAUUGCCUGCCUCAGUAGGUUCCUGUCCCUUUCAAAGUAGGCUUCUUUCUCUGCCUUAAUCAAUUAAUUAGUGCUCCGGAUUAGGAACAUAAUUAUAAUUUAAUAACUAGUUGAGUUUGUGCAAUGCACUUUGUUAAUCUUAAGCUUAAUUAUCAAGUGUUGUUCAUUUUAAGAACUUUUGAUGGAAAGGGGCUUUGUUUUUAUUAUUUUUAUACUUAAAAAAUUUCAUUUAUGAAAUUCUUUCUUUCUAGAAGAUUAUGUGGAUUUUUUUUAUUUGUUUGCUUAUUUAUUAUUAUUAUUAUUUUAUUCAGCAGAUGCAGUGGCUCUCAAGAUAGAAUAAUCUUAAAUUGUUAAUUGGGUCCAAUUAUAAUGAUUCAUGGUAAUUUUCUUGUGUCGAAGUAGAGUAUCAUUAAUUACACAGAGAAUUUAAAUUUAACAUUAUGUUUUAGUGAGGCAAUAAGUAUAUUCCAUUAUGGCCAAUUAUAAUUUUAUAGUUUAAGAGGUGAAAAAUGAAAUCCCAAAACUGGUAAAUAUAAUAUUGUUACAGAAUUUAAAUGUAUAUAAUAUAAAUAAAAUAAUUUAAUAUGAUUUAGUAAGUUUACUCCAAAUGGAGAAAUCGAAAUUAUAUAAUAUGUAGAAAAUAUCACAAUAAACAAAGAUAAAUUCAUUACUCAAUUUUGAAAGUGAUUAUGAAAAUCGAUGGAUUGGACAUGAAAAAUGGACAAAGGAGUACGUGCGAGAUGAAGAAAGAUAAACAAAGAUAGUCCAUUUGAAUAGAGCCGAAUGAACAAGGCAAUCGGACCAAACAAAUUAUGCUAGAAAGGACCAAAACUGGGUGGAUAGGUCAAAAUGAAUUAACAGAAUUAAAUGGAUCAAAAAGUCAAAAGUGAUCAAAGACACUACGGAGUUAAGAAGCCAUUUUAUUUUAUCUCACGGUAAUAAAUAACAAAGAGUCAAAUUAAUAUCGCAAGUGGCCGAAAAAUAAUGAAACGCUUCCGGAAGAUUUGUUCACUCGCCCACUAGUGUGCGGAUUCUGUAGCUCAUCCCGGACGCCGAACAGCGAGACGAGCCAUUCAGAGAGCCGCCGCGUGUCCCACCUCGUUCGAAGUCCACGGGCCCCUGGAUUUUGUGCCGCCCGCGCAGGUGGUUUGACUUUGACCUCAAUAAUUCCACUACUUUAAAUAAGGUAAGUAAUUAACUGGUUAACUAAUCCCAUUGCCUCUUCCGAUCCCGAGAGCGAUUUGUUUUAAUAAAUAAGCCGAAACCCGCCAUGGCCAAGCAAAAUGUCAACGCCAAAAUGGAGAGUUUUUCUCUUUUGGUUUUUUAUUUUUUAAAUUUUUUUAAAAAAGAAUUAUUUCUUUUAGAAAAAAUAAAUGUAUUUGUUGAGUUCAACGCCUCCAAAGUCAACUCUCCAUCCUCCCUCUCCACUCUCAUCUUCUGCCUCUCUAGAUUUUGAUGCUCCUACCGUCUCCGUGAUCUCUCGUUUUCACAUCGAUGGGUAAUCGCGCGGCGAAAUUGAGUCCCUGCUUCCUGGCCGGAGGUUGCCCUGCUGGCAGCGCCGCGGCCGCCGUCGCGUCGGAGCCCGUCGAUGAGGGGCUCGGCCACUCCUUCGUCUUCGUCGUCCCCGACGUGCCCCGUCUCGCCCGAUCCAGCUCCAACGCCUCCGCCCGCAUCCUUCACAGCGACGAUGGCUGCGGCGGCGGCGCCGCCUUCCGGUCGAUAUCUGGCGCAGCGGUAAGCGCCAACGUGGCCACGCCGCUCUCCACGGCGCCGCUCUUCCAGCGCAUCGAGCUCGCCUGCUCCUUCUCCGCCUCCUUCGAGAGCUCUUCCUCGUUCGCCUCGAUUCCCCUGCAGCCGCGUCUCUCUGGUUCGUUCUCCGGCCCCAUCAGCUCCGACCGCCAACACUUCCACUCCGGCCCCAUCGACGGCGGCUUCCACUCCGGCCCCAUCGAGCAUAUCCACUCUUCCGGAUUCUCUUCCGGCCUCCUCGACCGCCGCCCCUCCACUUCCUCCUCCUCCGGCCACAACUACCGCACCCUGUCCCAGCGCGUCGCCGACCGCCUCGCAGACUACCAGCGCCGCAAUCUUCUCCGCCGCAUCACCAAAUGCGUCGGCCGCGCCGCCUCCAAGCUCACCUGCAUGCCACCGCCGCCCGAAGCUAAUCCCUCCAAGGAACCACCACCGUCCGCCACCGCGACUUUGACCGACAUCAAAGGCGGGAUCUUCCCCGACUGCGCCACCGAACCCAGCAGCAACUCGACCACUAUCCAAAGCAGCGGCACCGAGGCGACCAACUCCGACUCCAUCGGCGACGAAUCCGACUUUCACGACGGCACCAACGCCCACGUGCACUGGGCGCAGGGAAAGGCCGGCGAGGACCGGACGCACGUGAUCGUGUCGGAGGUGCACGGGUGGGUGUUCGUCGGCAUCUACGACGGCUUCAACGGCCCCGACGCCACCGAAUUCCUCCUCGCCAAUCUCUACAAAUCCAUCCAGAAGGAGCUCAAAGGCCUGCUCUGGGACGACAAGCCCCAAGCCGACCAAGUGCUCGACGAAAUCCCCCGCCCAGAAAUUCCGCACCCCAAAUCAACCUCCUCCGCCGCCCCCGCCUCCGGCGGAGCGGUGGAUCACAGGGCGGUGCUGAGGGCGCUGUCGCAGGGGCUGAGGAACACGGAGGCGGCGUUCCUGCAGAUGGCCAACAAGAAGGCGGCCACCAACCCGGAGCUGGCGCUGAUGGGCUCCUGCGUGCUGGUGAUGGUGAUGAAGGGCGAGGACGUGUACCUGAUGAACGUCGGCGACAGCCGCGCUGUGCUAGCCCGGCGGGCGGAGUCCGACCUCUGGAACUUGGUCGGGAAGGCGACGCAGGAGCUGAGGGAGGAGACGCUCAAGUACCUGGAGUCCUUCGACGACGAGGAGCUGGCGGCGCUGCAGCUCACCCCGGAUCACAGCACCUCCAACGACGACGAACUGAGGAGGAUCAGAGGCGAGCACCCCGACGACCCGGCCGCCAUUGUCAAUGGCAGAGUGAAGGGAUCGUUGAAGGUUACGAGAGCAUUCGGAGCAGGAUAUCUGAAGCAGCCGAAAUGGAACAAUGCGCUGCUGGGGGCGUUCAGGAUCGACUACAAGGGCAACUCGCCCUACAUCACUUGCAAUCCCUUCCUCUGCUACCACAGAGUGGGGCCCAAGGACAAGUACCUCAUCCUCUCCUCCGACGGCCUCUACCAGUACUUCACCAGCCAGGAAGCGGUGACCCAGGUUGAAAUGUUCCUCGCAACGAAUCCCGACAGCGAUCCGGCUCAGCAUCUGGUCCAAGAAGUCUUGUACCGAGCCGCCGACCGAGCCGGGCUUCAAUUUAACCAAUUGCUCGAUGUACCACAAGGAGACAGAAGAAAAUACCAUGAUGAUGUUUCCAUCAUCAUCAUCUCUUUAGAAGGAGGGAUGUGGCAGUCCUCCUGUGUGUAAAUAAUAAAUUCAGAGAUUAUAUUUUUCAUUAAGAUGUUCUUUAAUUUCUCAUAGCAAUUCAAGAGAUGAGAAUGAGAUGAUUAAUUAUGUUCAGGAGCAAAAGGAGAUUAAU